CGGAAAGGGAAAGCGGGGAGGAAUUGGGGGUUGAUUUCGAAGUGCUUUAUUUCGUCAUGCUAUGAUUUUGAUUUGGUGUUUUGGUUCGUUAAUCUUUUGCCUGUGUAAACUGUGGAAUUGCAGCUAGGUAGCAAGUGAUGAUGCAUCAUGGUUGGACAGAGAGAUAGAGAGAGAGAGAGAGUUGUCAACUUGUUGUCAUUAAAUGAUUUUAAUGAUGUGCAAGUUGUCUCUGCAAGCAAGAAUUGAAAAAAGAGACGCACGGCUGGAUAUUUGUGGGAUUAGCUGCUGCAAGUUGCGCAAGAAUCUUGACGGUGAUCUCAAAAAGGAAAAGGAUCCGCUCACAAGAAAGAAUGUUUAGGUAGA
Messenger RNA from Linum tenue, 363 nucleotides. NCBI's taxonomy places the organism in Eukaryota, Viridiplantae, Streptophyta, Magnoliopsida, Malpighiales, Linaceae. The record is from the annotation of a GenBank genome assembly.